This is a messenger RNA of Leucoraja erinaceus (little skate), 3554 nucleotides long. It is a transcript of the gene mmp23bb, whose product is annotated as matrix metallopeptidase 23bb. Gene Ontology annotation, cellular component: extracellular matrix. Gene Ontology annotation, biological process: collagen catabolic process; extracellular matrix organization; proteolysis. Bases 245 to 1477 code for a protein of 410 amino acids. The transcript has 8 exons. The record is from RefSeq and is a predicted model, not a curated record. NCBI's taxonomy places the organism in Eukaryota, Metazoa, Chordata, Chondrichthyes, Rajiformes, Rajidae. Gene Ontology annotation, molecular function: metalloendopeptidase activity; zinc ion binding.
UUACAGCUGGUUUCAAUCUGGAGAGGUGAGACUGAGAACAGGCUGGCCUUUGCAGGCUCGAAGUCACUUCUGGCAUAUCUGCAAAUGUAAUAACAAUACUGAGAAGAGAAAUAUGCAACAACUUGCUGCAAUCCCGCUGGUAACGAGGACUCAACCGAGUAUCGUCUCAGCUACAAGCGAAUCUUUGAAGUUUGCAUUUGCUUAAGGGACGUUUCUCAGCCUCCGGUGAAAGGAGUCUUUGGAAAUGAGUUACCGGUGCAGAGGAGCUAAUUUUGAAUCGUUUUCUUGCUACUGGCCUUUGUUUCUGUGGCUGGGGAACCUCUCGUUCUCCCCCAGUCAGGUUGAAGCUUUUCCAGCGUGGAAGAUCGAGGUGGAAGGAGGGAGUGCCGCACUCAGGAAGUCCUACCUGAUCCCUACCUCACCCGAAGAGCUGCCCAAGUCCUUUCUGCUGCGUAGGAAGCGUUACGCCAUUAACCCCUUGCUCCAUAAAUGGGACCAUUUCAACAUCACCUACAAGAUUGAGAAGUUUCCAAGCACUCUGAACAAAGCUGACACCAGGAAAGCCAUCGCGAUAGCCUUCGUAAUGUGGAGUGACGUUUCACCUCUCACCUUCACCGAGCUCCCAACACACAAGGAUGCGGAUAUCACAAUCGGGUUUUACACGUUCAAUCACACUGACUGCUGGUUUGCCCCGCUUCACCCCUGCUUCGACGGACUCAAUGGGGAGUUGGCACACGCAUUCCUGCCCCCCCUCGGCAAGAUUCACUUUGAUAAUCACGAGUUCUGGAUUCUGGGCAAGUCUCGAUUCAGCUGGAAGCAAGGUGUUUGGCUCAAUGACCUUGUGCAGGUAGCAGCUCAUGAAAUUGGACAUGCACUUGGGCUGAUGCACUCCCGCAACAUGAGUGCACUCAUGCACCCCAAUGCGACGUACACUGGGCAGCGGCGGAUCACACAGGACGACAUCUGGGGCAUCCAGAGACUGUACGGCUGCAUUGAUAAGAAGAGGCUUUGCGAUCCAUGGGCCCGUGUUGGAUUCUGUGAGCAGCGACGGUCGUUCAUGAAAAGGCAUUGCCCGAAAGUGUGUGACUUGUGCUUUGAGCCACCAGAUGCAGUGCCUACAACCACGGCACUCCCUCAGAACAUUAAGAUGAAGUAUGUGUCCAAAGGUCGCAUCGUGACCUUCCGUUGUGGCCAGGCCGUCUCGAGACUGAGUUCCCAUAAAGUCAGCUGGUACAAGGAUGGGGAGCUGCUGGCUGAUUCCGUGCCCGGGUACUUCAUGGUGAAAGGGCAAGGCCUCAGCAUAGUGGCAAACGAGUACAAUGAGGGACUGUACACUUGCCAAGUGCAACGCAAGACCAAGACCAUCCAAGCCAAUUCCUGGUGGAUCAGGGUCAAGGAUGACAAUAAUAGCGAUGACCCACAGAACACCAACUCGCAUCGAGGACACGGCAUCCCAGAUCAACCCAAUCCAUUGUAAGUUUCAAGAUGCAGCAUGGAAAGAGGCUAUUCGCCCUUCCAUGUUAAUGGGUGGCACAGUGGCGCCUUCACUGUAGGGUGGCUGCUUCAUGGCACCAGAGACCUGGAUUCAAUCAUGUCGACACGAUCAGUCUGUGCGGAGUUAGUAUGUUCACCCUGUGACCACAUGGGUUUUGUCCAAGUGCUCCAGUUUCCACCCACAUUCCAAAGAUGUACUGUUUGGAAGUUAACUGGCUUCAAUAAAAAUGUUAAAAAAAUUGUUUGUAGUGUGUGCUAGUGUAACAGGGAUCGCUGGUCGGCACAAACACGGUGGGCCGAAAGGCUGUUUCCGCGCCGUAUCUCUAACAACUAAAACGAAAAAGAACCAUUGAACCUGAAACACUUUUAAUGUCCUUUUUGGAAACAUAGAAACGUAAAAAAAUAGGUGCAGGAGAAGGCCAUUCGGCCUUUCUAGCCAGCACCGCCAUUCAAUAUGAGCAUGGCUGAGUCUGUGGAAUUAUCUGCCUCAGAGGGCGGUGGAGGCAAGUUCUCUGGAUGCUUUCAAGAGAGAGCUAGAUAUGGCUCUUAAAAUAGCAGAGUCAGGGGAUAUGGGGAGAAGGCAGGAACGGGCUAUUGAUUGGGGAUGAUCAGCCAUGAUCACAUUGAAUGACGGUGCUGGCUCGAAGGGCCAAAUGGCUUACACCUGCACCUAUUGUCUAUUAUCUAUUGUCUAUUGUCUAAAAUCAAUACCCACUUCCUGCUUUUUCCCCAUAUCCCUUGAUUCCAUUAGCCCUAAGAGCCACAGUACAUCUAACUCUCUCUUGAAAACAUUCAGUGAUUGCCCCCCACUGCCUUCUGUGGCAGAGUAUUCCACAGAUCCACAACUCUCUGGGUGAAACAGUUUUUCCCCAUCUCAGUCCUAAAUGGCCUACCCCUUAUUCUUAAUCUGUGACCCCUGGUUCUGGACUCCCCCAACAUGGGGAACAUUUUCCCUGCAUCUAGCCUGUCCAUUCCCUUAAGAAUCUUAUAUGUUUCUACAAGAUCCUUUCUCAUCCUUCUAAAUUCCAGUGAUUAUAAGCCCAGUCGAUCCAUUCUUUUUGAUACUUAGACAUCCAGAAAUCAUUGGAGGUUUCACUAGGUUCUCUCAUAAGAUGAUUAAAUUCACUCCUGUUGCCUUGUGGCACUAAACAGUUAUUAGUUAAACAUUUCAGUGCCAACAAUUGUGGCAUAAAUGCUCAUUUCUAGUUCAAUACUCUGCAGAGUUGAUGCAUUAAAUGAGAGAAGAAAUAUUUGGGCUUCUGCCACCUCAUCAACAAAGAGCUACACGUUUGAUGUCUCCCCAUGGCUUUCCUUACCGUCUAAUUCAUUUAUUCCUGACGUUAUUGAUGCCAAUUAAACGUUCUACCUGUCAAAGCCACUUCCAGCGUCAAUGUAUUUCUUGUAAAGGUCGACAUAGUCAUUGGACAGAAGUGACCAUCAGGAAAACUCAAGGAGCCCCAAGGUGAUGGGGCAUUAUUAGACCAUUAUUGGAUUUGUUGGCUGGAUGGGAGCAUUUGAUAUCAGCCGUUUAAUCGUUUGUUAAAACAGAGAAACAUCCUUGGCCAUUUCAAAGUCAGAAUAUUUGUUUAUGCAUCUGGUGUAGUGGAUAGUUUAGUUUAGAGAUACAGCGUGGUACAAGGCCCUUCAGCCCACUGAGCCCACACCGACCAACGAUCAUCCCGUACACUAGUUCUAUCCUGCACACUAGGAACAAUUUACAAUUUUACAGAAGCCAAUUAACCUACAAACCUGCACGUCUUUGGAGUGUGGGAGGAAACCAGAGCUCCCGGGGAAAACCCACAUGGCCACGGGGUGAACAUACAAACUCCAUACAGAUAGCACCUGUAGUCAGGAUUGAACUUGGGUCUCUUGCUCUGUAAGGCAGCAACUCUACCGCUGUGUCACUAUGUCGCCCAAACUCUGUGCCUGUUGUAAAGCCAGCAUCCCCAACAAUACAACACUACCCAAUACUGAAGGAAUCAGCCUGGGUUUGGAAUGCAGGAAAACCUACAUUGGAAGUUUAAGUAACAAUAUAAUCACAGUUUAAAUCUUAAAAAUAA